AUGGCGGAGGAGGCGGGGGGGGAGGAGGAGGCGGGGGAGGAGGAGGCGGGGGAGGAGGAGGAGGAGGACGGGGCGGCGUCCGUGUUCUUCCAGCCGCAGUACAUGUGCUCCGAGUGCGGCCUGCUGUUCGACGCCCUGGAGGCCGUGCUCCUGCACCAGCAACACCACCUGCCCCCGGACCCGCCCUCGACGCCCGACGACGGUCGCUUCCGGUGCCUCGAGUGCGGCCAGCUCCUGCUGACGCCCGCCCAGCUCCUCGCCCACCAGGACGCCCACGUGCAAGGGGCGGGGGUCCCCGACCCGCAAGACCGCCUCGACCACCUCCCCGGCCGGGUCCAGUACCAGUGCGGCCACUGCCGGGAGCUGUUCGCCUCCCCCGGCCUGUGGCUGGCGCACCGGGAUGCCCGGCACCCGGCGGACGCGGAGCCGCCGCCGCCGCCUCCGCCGCCAUCUCCGCCGCCUCCGCCUCCGCCUCCGCCCAUGGAGCCCUACGAGUGCCCCGAGUGCGCCCGGCUCUUCGCCACGCCCGAGGACUUCCUGGAGCACCAGGGCACCCACUUCGCCUCGCUGGACAAGGAGGAGAGCGACGGCGGGGAGGACGAGGAGGAGGGAGAGGAGCCCCAGGGGGACGCCGGGCAGGAGGCGGGCGAGCCCGAGGCCCCGGGCCGGGCCCACCGCUGCGCCGACUGCCGUCUCCCCUGGCCGUCGGCCGACGAGCUGAGGCGCCACCGGCGGGACGCCCACGCCCUGCCGCCCGCCGCCUUCCGCUGCGCCCAGUGCCAGCGCGGCUUCAGCUCGGCCAACCGGCUCCUGGCCCACGGCCGCGCCCACGAGGACGCGACCCACGAGUGCCCCGCCUGCUCCAAGGUCUUCAAGAAGGCGGCGUCGCUGGAGCGGCACGCGCGGCUGCACCGGGGCGAGGCCCGCUACCUCUGCGUGGACUGCGGCCGCGGCUUCGGCACGGAGCUGACGCUGGUGGCCCACCGCCGCGUGCACACCGCCAACCCCCUCCACCGCUGCCCCUGCGGAAAGGCCUUCAGCAACAUGACCAAGUUCCUGUACCACCGGCGCACGCACGCGGGCAAGAGCGGCGCGCCGCCGGGCCCCCCGCCGCCGCCGCCGCCUCCGCCUCCGCCCCCGCCCCCCGCCCUGCCGUGCCCGCAGUGCCCCAAGGCCUUCUCCUCGCCCGCCCGGCUGGCGCGGCACCGGCGCGCGGUCCACGCCCCCCCCGAGCGCCGCCACCGCUGCGGCGUCUGCGGCAAGGGCUUCAAGAAGCUGGUGCACGUGCGCAACCACCUGCGGACGCACACGGGCGAGCGGCCCUUCCAGUGCGCCGACUGCGGCAAGACCUUCGCCUCCCUCGCCAACCUGAGCCGCCACCAGCUGACCCACACGGGCGCCCGGCCCUACCCCUGCCCGGACUGCGGCAAGCGCUUCACCCAGAGCUCCAACCUGCAGCAGCACCGGCUGCUCCACGGCCGGCCGGCCCGCCCGGGCGCCCCGCCCCCCUUCCCCUGCCCCCGCUGCCCGGCCGCCUUCUCCCGGGCCUCCCGCCUGCGGGCCCACGCGGCCGCCGUCCACGCCGAGGGGGCCGAGCGCCCGGCCUUCCCCUGCCCGCUGUGCGGCAAGGCCUUGGCCAGCGCGGGCGGGCUGUCCCGCCACCAGCGGCGCCACGCGGGGCUGCGGCCCCACGGCUGCGGCGUCUGCGGGCGGCGGUUCGCGGCGGCCGCGGGGCUGCGGCUGCACCAGCGGGUCCACGGGCUGACGCCCCCCCCGGCCCCCCCGCCGCCCGCCCCUCCCCGCCAGACCAUCAUGUGCAACGAGCUGGGCGAGACCAUCGCCAUCAUCGAGACGGCCCAGCCCCUGGCCCUGGAGGACACGCUGCAGCUCUGCCAGGCGGCGCUGGGGUCCGGCGGCCUGCUGCAGCUCGACGCCGCCUUCGUCUGAGGGGCGGGGGCGGGGCCGGACGCACAUUAAAAUUUGGCUUGCUGCUUGCCGGGA
Messenger RNA from Ornithorhynchus anatinus (platypus), 2001 nucleotides. It is a transcript of the gene ZNF526, whose product is annotated as zinc finger protein 526. The record is from RefSeq and is a predicted model, not a curated record. Lineage: Eukaryota; Metazoa; Chordata; Mammalia; Monotremata; Ornithorhynchidae.